Molecule: messenger RNA, 2353 nt
Organism: Onthophagus taurus
Lineage: Eukaryota; Metazoa; Arthropoda; Insecta; Coleoptera; Scarabaeidae
Source: RefSeq, a predicted model, not a curated record
ACCGAUGCCCCUUUUCAACGCCAAGAUCAAUAGAGACCGGCAGUAAGCGCGUGUAGGUGACAGAGAUGCUCUGAUUUCAACCUUUUUAUGGGUUUACCGAACAGGAUACCGGACGGUUAACUUAGAUUAAAUUACCUGUGACAUUUUAUGCACAAACAAUGCAACUAUAACGACUUACAUUCAACACACUCAACUUGUUAUUCUAAAAGAAAAAAAUGAGUAUUGAAAUUUACAACGAAUUUUAAUUUAUGAAUACUAAGGAAAAAAUGUGUGAAGAAUCGGCUUGUUUGGUACCCAGUCUGGAAAACCCUCAAAAUGGAUCUUCUUCUGGGUUUAGAGUGGUGACUAAUAGGGGAAGUUCUGGAACGACAAGUAAUGGUGGAGAUGCUUUGGUUGGUUUUCAUGAAGAUGCAAUAUCGCAAGCUGCAGCUGGAAAAGCUCAGUUAUUGCUGUGUAUUGCUUUGGGAUUUGCUGUUAUUGCUGAUGCUUCGGAAUUAUCACUCUUGGGGUAUAUAUUACCUGCGGCUGAGUUACAAUUAUGUCUGGAUGAUCAUCGAAGAGAAUGGUUGGUUUCGAUUACUCACUUAGCGUUGGGAAUUGGAGCUCUCUGUUGGGGAUUUUUAGGCGAUAAAGUAGGAAGAAAACGUGGUUUGAUCAGCGCUUUAGCUGUUGGCGGUCUCUUUUCAACAGUGUCAACUGUAAUGCCAACUUACGGAACUUUUAUGACUGCAAGGUUUGGAUCUGGUUUAGGAAUAGCAGGCGUAAUGCCUUUAGCGUUUAGUUAUUUAGCUGAAACUUGUCCAAGAGCGACCAGAACCCGCUAUAUGAGUCUUUUAUAUUCUUUUUGGCCAGCUGGAGCCCUCCUAACCUCAGCUAUCGCCCAUUUAACGUUGCCCAGUAACGGGGCGGAAAUCGUUUCCGACAAUAAAGAACAUUGGAGUUCAUGGCAUAAAUUUUUACUUUUAAAUAUUUUACCAAUAGUUAUAGGAUCAAUUUUUAUUUCAACUAUGUCCGAAUCUCCCAGAUAUCUUUUAGAAGCCGCUCGAGAAAUGGAAGCACUCGAAGUUUACCAAAAAUUACACAAAAUGAAUAAAUCUCGAACUCAAUAUGGAUUAACCGAAUUGGAAUUACCUGGGAGAAGUGCUUAUCGAGAGAGACCGAAUAAUUCUUCAAGAAAUGCUUUAAGAAUUAUGUAUGAUACGUUAAAAGAAACUUUUCAAAGACUUUUAUCACCGUCAUAUUUCGAGUCAACAGUAACUUUAUUGCUUUGUCAUUUUUUAAUGUCGGUUUUAUACAUGGGUAUAUCAACGUAUUCAACGUUAGUUAUAAAAGAUAUAAACGAUGCACAGUUUACCGAGCUUAAAAAGCACGUGAUCAACGAAAACUAUACCGGAACUGUUUUUAAUAGUACCAUAGAAAACGUCCAAUAUACGGGUACAGUGUUCAAGAAUGUAACGUUCAGGCACAUGGAAUUCAGUCAUGUCGAGUUUUUCGAUUGUAUUUUUGAAGGAGCUGAAUUUUCCAAUGUUAAAUCGUCAAUUACUUAUUUUGAAAACUCUACAAUUAAAGAUUGCAGAUUUUUUGAUACUGAUUUAUCCGAAAGACAUUUUAUCAAUUGCAACAUGAUAAACAACACUUUUGUAUCGCUUUUAUCAAGCUGCAUGACCAAUUUUGAUUACAACAUUUAUUUGGAGGAUUUAUUUCAAGAAACCGUCUCUUGGGCAAGUCCAAUGUUACUAGCUUUGUGUUUAACUGGAUUUUUAUUGGAAGCUACAAAACGCCCAGCGGUUUUAAUCGUGAUGUUUGUUUUAAUAUUUUUAACAUCGAUUGGAAUAUUUUUCUUAACCAAUUUUACUGCUGUUCUAAUCGUAUGUGGGAUCCUCAAAGUUUUAAUGAUAUGUGUUCUUAAUGUAAUUACUGUGGUAACUAUCGAGGCAUUUCCAUGUAAUUUAAGAUGUUCAGCUCACGGAAUUUUAUGCAGCGUUUAUCACUUUACAACAUUAUUCGCAAUUUCACUUUACAAUUAUUUAUCCCAGGUGUCUGUAAUAGCUUCUGGUGUAACCACAAUGACUUUUGCUCUCAUUGGAAUUCCUUUAGCUGGAAAAUUACAAGAUAACAGUAAGAUCCUCCUUUAAAAUGACAAGGAAGAGUAAGUAAAAGAAAAGAUUGAAAUGAGGAUCGCAAGAUCGUUUCGUUUAAGGACAAUUAGUAAUCUGUGAUAUUGUUUUUAAAAUUAUUAAGUAUUAAUUUUAUGAUGAAAACCGAGAUAAAGGAAUUAUUCUCCUUAUACCCUUUUAUACUUGGCCACAAUAUAUUGAAAUAUCGAAUAAUAUAGUCGAGAUUAUGCAACUGA